AUGACUUCAAAUGGCCGAAGCGCUGCAGGCAGUUCCCCAGACCAAGCUCGGUCUAUCCACCUCGACGAUGCGUCCUACGUUCCCACCGCUCCGAGCUCCGAUUUCCAAACCCGUCUCGAGCUCUUUUCCACAAAGAUCCCCGAUUUCUACAUAGCACCUCUGUGCGGAGCUAGCGCUGGCGUGGCCUCUGGAAUCGUUACAUGUCCUCUUGAUGUCAUCAAAACGAAGCUCCAAGCUCAAGGCGGGUUUCGCCGAGGAGCAAAGGAAGUUGCAUCAGGGAUGUUGUACCGCGGAAUGCUCGGGAGCGGAAGGAGGAUCUGGCGAGAGGAUGGGAUACGCGGUCUCUACCAGGGAUUAGGCCCAAUGUUACUGGGAUAUCUUCCCACCUGGGCUGUUUAUUUGGCAGUCUAUGAUCGAACUCGUGAAUAUUUCUAUGACCAGACAGGAAGCUGGUGGUUAUCCCGCGGCUAUGCUUCAAUCACAGCCGGUGCAUGCUCAACAAUCGUGACAAACCCCAUUUGGGUCAUCAAGACGAGGCUCAUGUCGCAAAGCCUCAAACAAAACAGUGAAGGAGUGCGAGCUCCCUGGCAAUAUUCAGGUACAUGGGAUGCUGCUCGCAAGAUGUAUCAGAUUGAGGGCUUCCGUUCCUUCUAUUCUGGCCUCACACCAGCUCUACUGGGACUGACGCAUGUGGCCAUCCAAUUCCCCCUAUAUGAAUACUUGAAGAUGGCAUUCACAGGCUACGGUAUCGGUGAACAUCCUGAUACUGGGAGCUCACACUGGAUGGGAAUAACCCUCGCCACUUUCCUUAGCAAGAUCUGUGCAAGUACAGUCACAUACCCGCACGAGGUCUUACGGACUCGGCUCCAAACACAGCAGCGGACCGUGCCAGCGCCAUCCCACGAAGAGAUUGCGUUCCGCGGCGGAUUGAAUCAUCCCCAUGACCGUGGCCGGUCAAAGGGCAUCUCCUCAUCAGAUGGAAUGCCCAGCCGUCCACGUUACAAGGGCAUGAUUCGCACGUUCCAGACAAUCCUUCAAGAGGAGGGAUGGCGUGCCUUCUACUCCGGGAUCGGCACCAACCUCUUCCGGGCUGUCCCGGCUGCUAUGACGACCAUGCUCACAUACGAAUACUUGCGGAAGCAGAUCAGUACCUUGCAGCACGAGGGUGCACUUAAGCUUCAGAUGGAAGAAGAAACUCGGGGAUCUAUAUGA
Molecule: messenger RNA, 1212 nt
Organism: Penicillium paradoxum
Lineage: Eukaryota; Fungi; Ascomycota; Eurotiomycetes; Eurotiales; Aspergillaceae
Exons: 2
Coding region: 1-1212 (403 amino acids)
Biological process (GO): pyrimidine nucleotide import into mitochondrion
Cellular component (GO): mitochondrion
Molecular function (GO): pyrimidine nucleotide transmembrane transporter activity
Source: RefSeq, a predicted model, not a curated record